AUGGACGACCAUUUAGCACUGUUAUUUUUAAAUUUACGUGAAGUUGACGGUACCCUUCGCACAGCCACUCCAGAGGAACACGAUCGUAUGAACAGAACUUAUUAUGAAAAACCAAAUCGACCUGUAUUCCCACCACCAGUCUUUGAGGAUCCUUACCUUCAAGACGCCUUGGAUAGAAAAGAGCAUGAGUUUGUGCUUGAUUGGGCCUGUUGGUUCUUUGAACCAGAUGAUCCGGCUUACGUGAAGCUUGUCCAAUGCAUAUUUGAUCGUGUCAUUGAGAAAGGCGACUUUGACGUUUUACAUUCCACUCGACACUUUGGAACAAUGGUUUUUUAUCUCGCUCUCAAUGGGAAUAUUCCACCGCUAUUAAAUUUCUUUGGAGGCCGUGGGAGACUUCACGAUUGUGCUAACUUGGUGCGUCUCCAAAAGACGUUGCAUCCAGAUUGGCGGUUUGUUAUAAAUACAGGUGAUAGCGAUUUGAAGAUUGUAACCGACUUUAUGAAGCAGGUAGUACUUUUUUCUUCGAACAUUUCUUUGCUUAUGGAUUCAAGCUUUGUCUUAAUUACAAUACUCUUGCGUUGCUCCAAGCUUUCAUCUUUGAAAACUUUUUGGCUAUCGCAUCUCUCAUGCCUUUCUGCAUCACAUUGCACAAAUAGUGAUUUAACUCAUAUUUAAAA
Strongylus vulgaris is the source of this 677-nucleotide messenger RNA. NCBI's taxonomy places the organism in Eukaryota, Metazoa, Nematoda, Chromadorea, Rhabditida, Strongylidae. The record is from the annotation of a GenBank genome assembly.